Talaromyces proteolyticus is the source of this 963-nucleotide messenger RNA. RefSeq names its product putative gamma-cysteine synthetase regulatory subunit. Gene Ontology annotation, molecular function: glutamate-cysteine ligase catalytic subunit binding; enzyme regulator activity. The record is from RefSeq and is a predicted model, not a curated record. NCBI's taxonomy places the organism in Eukaryota, Fungi, Ascomycota, Eurotiomycetes, Eurotiales, Trichocomaceae. Gene Ontology annotation, cellular component: glutamate-cysteine ligase complex. The transcript has 2 exons. Gene Ontology annotation, biological process: glutathione biosynthetic process. Bases 1 to 963 code for a protein of 320 amino acids.
AUGAAGAUCAUACUUUCUACUUCAAAUAUAAUGACCGCGGGUCCCUCAGUCAUCCGAUUUUAUACCGCAAAGUCCAACGUCGAACUAAUCAACUCUCUCAAAUCGAAUUUUCAAGCCGCGCAACAGAGCGCCAGUUAUAACGAAAACAAUGGCCAAGCGAACGAUGCAAAUUCAUGGACUAAGAAGGACGGCGACACGUUAUAUAUCCCCGCGAUAGACUUUGCUCAGUCCGGACUACAUGAGGACAGAGCGCAAUACGACAUUACGGUCAAACUAUUCUACCUGCCGGGAAUUCCAGCAUCAAGAAGAUGUGCGCAUACUCGCGAGGCUAUUGAUGUGGUAUUGAAGGAGUUGCAUGUUGAUUCUAUCGACUUAUUGAUCGUCUCAUUUCCAAGCGUGUCAUUCGAUGCCGAUGAUGAACCGGAGGAAGACGACGAGGAAGGAUCAAGGACAGGGAGCGGCAGCAGGGCUAGCGAAAGCACAGAACAAGCCGAUGAUUUUGAAAGCAUAGUCAAAACCUGGCAUACACUGGAAACGUUGGCCGAAAAUGGCAAGAUAGCCCAACUAGGUGUCGCUGAAUUCGGUACGGAACGACUGGCCAAGUUCCUCUCGCAGACGCGCAUCAGACCGUCAGUAGAUCAGAUCAACGUGAAAGACUGCUGCGUCGUGCCGAAAUCACUCAUAUUAUAUGCCAAGCAGGAGAAAAUCCAGCUUCUCACCCACAACGACUGCACUGACAUCUUACCCCGAGGAACAACCCGGGAACUGUUAGGAUCAGGUGACAGCAAUGCUGAAAUAUCAACCUCGGCGCCAGUGCCGGGUGAUUAUUUACAAGGCGACAUCGAGCCUCAGUGGGUGGUUAAGUAUACUGCAGUCGUCAAGGAUCGCGGGGUGAUCGAGAACAAGGGGUAUUUUGCCCUUGCAGAGGUGGGUAGUUGUAUCAAGACUCACGACAGAGCUUGA